Molecule: messenger RNA, 1504 nt
Organism: Oryza brachyantha (malo sina)
Lineage: Eukaryota; Viridiplantae; Streptophyta; Magnoliopsida; Poales; Poaceae
Product: haloacid dehalogenase-like hydrolase domain-containing protein Sgpp
Exons: 5
Coding region: 56-916 (286 amino acids)
Source: RefSeq, a predicted model, not a curated record
CAAUUCGGGCAUCCUCUCUCUCUCUCUGCCUGCUUUGCAUCUCUUCUCCUCUUUUAUGCCUGCUGCAUUUGCACCGUCUCUUCCUCUUCACGUUGCACCACCACCAGCUUCACAGUUGUGGAGGAGAGGAAGGAAGACGACGAGCGUUUCUUGGGGUAGGAUGGCAGCUGUCCCGGUUGACAUGGCAGCCGUCGCCAGCAGCAGCACGCUGUCAAAGCUUGCUCCACUGGAGGCGAUCUUGUUUGACAUCGAUGGCACCCUCUGCGACUCUGAUCCUAUCCAUUUCUGCGCCUUCCGUGAGCUGCUGCAGCAGGUUGGUUUCAACAAUGGCGUCCCCAUCACCGAGGAGUUCUACAGCGCCAAUAUCAGCGGGGGGCACAACGAUGACCUCGCAAGGGCACUGUUCCCGGACAUGGAUCAUGACAAGGCAAUGAAGUUCAUGGAUGACAAGGAAGCAUUGUUCAGAAAGUUGGCUCCAGAACAGUUGAACGCAGUGGACGGCCUCCAUGAGCUGUGCAGAUGGAUAGAACACCACAAACUGAAGCGCGCCGCAGUAACGAAUGCUCCAAGGCCAAAUGCAGAGCUCAUGCUGUCGCUCCUCGGGCUCACCGAUUUCUUCCCCGUGCUCAUCAUCGGCAGUGAGUGUGACCGAGCCAAGCCAUUUCCCGAUCCUUACCUUAAGGCCCUUGAGCUUAUUGAUGCAUCACCUGAUCACACAUUCAUCUUUGAGGACUCCGCGUCAGGGAUUCGAGCCGGUGUAGCUGCAAAUGUUCCUGUGGUUGGUCUGACAACUAGGAAUCCAGAUAAGGUUCUAAAAGAUGCAGGAGCAAGCUUGCUGAUAGAAGAUUUCCAGGAUCCGAAGCUACUGUCUAUGCUUGCAGAGCUAGAACCUACAGUUGCAGUCGAGCAAGUCUGAUUUUUUGCAGAUGAAUUCUGGAGUACUAAAAGCUCGCCAGUGAUUCACUAAAUAACAGGAACAGUAAUACAUCUAUGAUCUAUCUGUCCCAACAAAAUAAAGCUCAUUUCUAGAUUGGGAGUGAACACAAUGCAUAACGUCCUGAGACUUAGCUUAUCACCUGACCUUCAUUUGCACUGAACUUCACAGUUUGUUAACAUGGUUUCGUGGAGCUGACAACUGCCGGAAAAUAGGUUGUUCAGAAUGCUAUGGUGCAGGUUAUCAGAUGAAAUUGCUGUCUGGAUGGAAACGCCUUUAAAGAAAUUGUGUGUUGUAAAUAAGAAAAAUACAAGUUUUUUAAUGUAAAGGACACAAACAAGUAAUAUUAAUUAGUUUUGUUCUGAUAUCCUUGUUUGAUAUUGCAUCUGUAUGAACAUUUGUACUAUCAUCAACUAUGUUUGACAACUACUGCUUGCAUAAUUUAAAAUGUUACAAAUGAGUACAUGCCCGAUAGCAACUAACAUAGACAACCACUGAAAAAAGAUUAGAAAACACAUGAAAAAAAUAAUAAUCUUGUGAUGUAGUACCCCCAAACUUAUUGACAAAGGG